Entamoeba dispar SAW760 is the source of this 1659-nucleotide messenger RNA. Its product is annotated as ATP-dependent RNA helicase dbp9, putative. Gene Ontology annotation, cellular component: nucleolus. The coding region runs from base 1 to 1659 and encodes 552 amino acids. The record is from RefSeq and is a predicted model, not a curated record. Gene Ontology annotation, molecular function: nucleic acid binding; RNA helicase activity; ATP binding. The transcript has a single exon. Lineage: Eukaryota; Evosea; Mastigamoebida; Endamoebidae.
AUGAACACUGAAGGAGUUACUGUAGUAGAACAAGAAAAAACAUUUAACGAAUUUGAAUUAGACGAUUUUCUAACACACCAAUUAAAGAAAAAUAAUUUUGUUAAACCAACGAUUAUUCAAUCUCAAUUUAUUCCAUUUGCAUUAGAAGGAAAAGAUAUUAUUUGUCAAGCAAGAACAGGGAGUGGAAAAACACUAGCAUAUGUCAUUCCUAUUUUAAAUAAUUUAUUAGUUAGUCAAGAAGAGCAAAGAAGAAUUAGAGUUGUCAUAUUAAAUCCAUCUAGAGAAUUAUGUUAUCAAUGUAAAAAUGUUAUUGACCAAUUAUUAAAAGGAUAUUUUGGUAUUUCAGUAUUAAAUGUUGCAAAUGAGAAUGGUGUUAUUAGUCAAAAAGGAAAAAUGAAAAGUAUUCCUGAUAUUAUAACAGCUACUCCAGCUACAUUAUUACAAUAUUUAAAAAAGACUGGAAACAAUUUAGAUGGAGUAGAAAUAAGUGUUUAUGAUGAAGUUGAUUUAAUGAUAGCAUAUGGAUAUGAAAAUGAUAUUAAAGAGCUUAAUAAAAAAAUACCAAAAGAAAGUGUUAAAUGGUUAUUAAGUGCAACUAUUAAUGAUGAUAUAGAAACAUUAAAACAUUUAAUGUUAAAAUCAGCAGUUAAAAUAAGAAUAGAAGAAGAAGAACAGGUAAGUGUAGAAGAAUAUAUAAUUAAUUGUGAAAGAAAAGAAGAUAAAGCAUUAAAUUUAUAUGUAUUAUUAAAAUUAAAUAUGAUUCAUGGAAAAGUAUUAAUAUUUGUUAAUUCUAUUCAAAAAUGUUUUUACGUAAAAUUAUUCCUUGAUUUAUUUUCUAUUCCAUCAGUUGUUCUUAACAGUGAUUUACCAAGAGAAAUCAGAAUGAAUAUCAUUGAACAAUUUAAUAAUAAAGAAUUUAAUAUUCUUAUUGCUACUGAUGAAACUACUAUUCAAAAAGUUAUACCAAAAAAACUUCAAGAAGUUAAAGAUAAAAAUAUUAUGGAAGAAGAUGGAGAUCAUUCACAUAUUAUUUCUGAAGGUGAUUCAGCUCAAGAAAAUUAUAGUGUCUCACGUGGUAUUGAUUUUCAAGAUGUUGCAUGUGUUAUUAAUUUCGAUUGUCCUAUUUCUAUAGUUAGUUAUACCCAUCGUAUUGGUCGUACUGGUCGUGCAUCAAAAAAAGGUACUGCCAUUACUUUUGUUUUAAAUGAAGAUAAAGACUAUAUUACUUCAAUAAAGAAAGAUCAUGAAAUAAAAGAUUUUAUCAUUGAGCCUAGUGUUGUUGGUGCAUUUAAAACAAGAGUUUAUGACAUGCAAAGAAAUGUUACUAAAAAUGCAUGUAAUGAUGCUAGAAUUAAAGAUUAUAAAAAGGAAGUUGGUAAUGUUGAAGAACUUAAAAAAAGUGUUGGAAAAUUAAAUAUUAAACAUACAGCUGCUUUAGUUGAUCAAAGGGCACAACACUUAAAAGAUAUUCCUGAUUAUUUAUUACCAGAUAAUGUUGUUCAAAGAUUAAAAGGAGUUUUAGAUAGAACAAAUGAAUAUGAAGCAAAAGAAACUAAAAGAAAUCCAAAGUCUAAAUCUUCAAAGAAAAGAAGAGAAAGUAAACCAAGAAAAAGUUCAAAUAAAAAGGGAUUUGUCAAAAGAAUGACAAGUAAAAAAUAA